AUGGAGGUGGACGAGGUGGUGUGUUUGCCAAGGUUGUCCCGGGUCGCCGUGUGCGGCGGCACCCAUGGCAAUGAGCUGUCUGGGGUGUACUUGGUGAGAGAGCUGCUGAAGGUGAAGAAGGAAGUGAUGGAGAAGAAGAAGGAGGAGGAGGAUGAGGAGGAAGAGCCUCUGUCGGUGUUGAUGGUGCUGUCGAACCCCCGGGCCGUGCAGCAGUGCCGCAGAUACGUCGACACCGACCUCAACCGCUGCUUCACUCACGCCACCCUCAAUGGUCCCACAUCAGGCGCUGUCCCCUACGAGCUGAUCAGAUCCCGGGAGCUGAACGCCACGCUGGGCCCCAAAGGAAGUUCCGCGGCAGUGGAUCUCGUUUGCGACCUCCACAACACCACGGCCAACAUGGGCCUGUGCCUCAUCGCGUACUCCGACUGCGACUGGAUCUGCCUGCACAUAUUCAGACACCUGCAGAGGAAGAUGCCAGAUAUACCAAUGAGGUACAUUCAUUUUGAAGUCUCCAAUAAAGAAUCGUACUCCCUUGAUUCAGUGGGGAAGCAUGGCUUUGCCAUGGAGAUCGGCCCCCAGCCCCACAGUGUGGUGAGGUCAAACAUCUAUACGGCAAUGAAAGAUGGCGUGCAGCACAUGCUCGAUUGGGUUUGUUUCUUCAACUCAGGUACUAUUUUUGAAGGAGAGUGCGUGGAUGUGUUCACCAUGAUUAAACACAUCGACUACCCAAGAGACAGUGAGACUCACAACAUCACAGCAGCCAUUCAUCCUCAGCUCCAGGACCGAGAUUUCUGCCUGCUUCACCCUGAAGACCCGCUGUUCCAGACUUUCUCGGGGGAAACUCUGAGGUACAAAGGAAAUGAACCCCUUUAUCCUUUCUUCAUCAAUGAAUGUGCUUAUUACGAGAAGGGCAUCGCUCUGUCGCUGGCGAGAAAAAGGCGCGUGAUGAUUCCCACAAUCCGGGUGCAGACAGAGCACGAACGACAAGCUCACGCACAGGAAUUUGCAUCAGAGGAAGAGGAGUGAGGAUGGACUUUAAAACACACCCGAUAUGAUGAGACUGAUGUGACUGUGAAAUACAUUUUUUACAAAAAAGCUUUUAUUGAAAUAACAGCAGUUGAUUGGAACACACACUCACACACGUGUAUGCUCGCUUACACUCACAUGAUACUUAAGUGUACAAUUAUUGACCGUUUCAGCUCACAACUGUUAACAAAAGCACAGUCAUACAUGGACAUUGGAUGUUAUAGCUACGCUACAGGGGAUUCAGGGAUGGAACAAUUGAAUUAAAGGGUUAAAUAUGCAAAAUACAAUCUGACUUAUCAUGAGACCCAUCAGACCACACAUUUCUUUUCACAGACAUCCUUUAGU
Messenger RNA from Anarrhichthys ocellatus (wolf-eel), 1371 nucleotides. Its product is annotated as N-acyl-aromatic-L-amino acid amidohydrolase (carboxylate-forming) B-like. Lineage: Eukaryota; Metazoa; Chordata; Actinopteri; Perciformes; Anarhichadidae. Gene Ontology annotation, molecular function: hydrolase activity, acting on ester bonds; aminoacylase activity. The transcript has 6 exons. Bases 1 to 1026 code for a protein of 341 amino acids. Gene Ontology annotation, cellular component: cytosol. The record is from RefSeq and is a predicted model, not a curated record.